CUGGCCAAACAUGGACUCAAUGUCGUACUUAUCAGCCGGACACUGGAAAAGCUACAGGCCAUUGCAGAAGAGAUUGAAUGGACCACUGGAAGCCAUGUGAAGAUUGUACAAGCAGAUUUUACCAAAGAAGACAUCUAUGACCAUAUUAAAGAAAAACUAAAAGGCUUAGAAAUUGGAAUUUUAGUCAACAAUGUUGGAAUGCUCCCUAGCCUGCUCCCAAGCCAUUUCUUGAACACUCCCGGUGAGAUCCAGAGUCUCAUCCACUGCAACAUCACUUCUGUAGUCAAGAUGACACAGCUGGUUCUCAAGCACAUGGAAUCAAGUCGGAGAGGCCUCAUCUUGAACGUUUCUUCUGGGAUAGCCCUUCGUCCCUGGCCUCUGUAUGCCCUGUACUCUGCUUCCAAGGCUUUUGUGUGCACGUUUUCCAAGGCCCUGCAUGUGGAAUACAGAGCUAAAGGAAUCAUUAUCCAGGUCCUGACCCCUUAUGCUGUCUCAACCCCAAUGACAAAGUAUCUAAAUACCAACAUGGUGACCAAGACUGCCGAUGAGUUUGUUAAAGAGUCCUUGAAAUACAUCGCUAGUGGAGAUGAAACCUGUGGAUGUCUUGCACAUGAAAUCUUGGCAAUACUCCUGAACAUGAUCCCUUCCAGAGUCUUCUACAGCAGCGCCUUCCAGCGGUUCCUCCUGACACACUACUCAGAUUACCUGAAGCGAAACAUUAGCAACAGAUAG
This is a messenger RNA of Cricetulus griseus (Chinese hamster), 732 nucleotides long. Lineage: Eukaryota; Metazoa; Chordata; Mammalia; Rodentia; Cricetidae. The record is from RefSeq and is a predicted model, not a curated record.